Messenger RNA from Carya illinoinensis, 456 nucleotides. Its product is annotated as disease resistance protein RUN1-like. Bases 1 to 456 code for a protein of 151 amino acids. Lineage: Eukaryota; Viridiplantae; Streptophyta; Magnoliopsida; Fagales; Juglandaceae. The transcript has a single exon. Gene Ontology annotation, molecular function: ADP binding. Gene Ontology annotation, biological process: defense response. The record is from RefSeq and is a predicted model, not a curated record.
AUGAUUUUGAAUGACGUUGAAGCUCUUUGGCUCUUUAGCUUGCAUGCUUUCAAGAAAGAUGAAAUACUUGAAGAUUAUCAUGCGAAACUCUCUAAACAAGUAAUAAAAUAUGCUCAAGGUCUUCCAUUAGCUUUAACAGUGUUAGGUUUGGAUCUAAAAGGUCAAAGUAUACAUCAAUGGAUAAAUGCAUUGGAUAAGUAUAAAAACAUUCCCAACAGUGAUAUUCAUAAAGUCUUAGUGAGUUAUGAAGGAUUGCAUCACACUGAGAGGGAAAUGUUCCUUGAUAUUGCAUUUUUCUUCAAAGGAGAACCUUUGGCUAAGGUCAUGGAAAUAUUUGAUAGUUGUGGUUUUUCUCCUGUUCAUGGAAUCAAGAGGCUUAUAGAUAAGUGUCUUAUUACUAUUGAAUGGAGUGAUGAAUAUGUUUGGAUGCAUGACUUGCUACAAGAUAUGGGAUGA